Molecule: messenger RNA, 1009 nt
Organism: Bipolaris sorokiniana ND90Pr
Lineage: Eukaryota; Fungi; Ascomycota; Dothideomycetes; Pleosporales; Pleosporaceae
Exons: 1
Coding region: 168-929 (253 amino acids)
Biological process (GO): protein complex oligomerization; [2Fe-2S] cluster assembly
Cellular component (GO): mitochondrion
Molecular function (GO): ATPase activator activity; protein-folding chaperone binding
Source: RefSeq, a predicted model, not a curated record
CAUGCACAUGUCAUUGGUAGGUAACGGUAAUGAAUGACGUAACCGAUCAGUUGUCGAGCGCGAGAAUGUUUGACCCCUGCACUUCAGCCUAACGCAACAUAUAUCACCAAAUCCUCCCUCCACCUACACCCCCGCUAUACCUAUACAUAUACCCUACAACCUAAACAAUGCGCUCCCUGAGACCAUCCGCCGCGCGCAAAAUCCGCGCAUCGCUCACCUCCGAAUCGGUCACCUCAUCGCCAUUUCGCACGCGACAAAGCGGCGCACCAUGUCUCUUCUGCGCCCACCACAUAGCACCUCAAGCAGCUUUCCGUCGCUUCCAAUCCACAUCGUCAAGCUCGAAUACGGUCGAAAAACCAUUUGAUACAAAGUCAUCAGCAACUGCGCAAGCCCCACAGACACACUACUCCUUCUUCCCCGCAUCGCUCCCCGAUGGUCCCCCACCAAACGGCCCCUUUGCUAUCGACCUCGCCGCCCUCAAGCGCGAGUUCCUACAGCUACAGGCACGCGCGCAUCCCGAUCUCCAUCCACAAGCAGACAAGAAACGCGCCGAAGUCACAUCGGCACGGAUCAACGAAGCCUACAAAACGCUGCAAAAUCCCUUGUUGCGCGCACAAUAUUUACUUUCAUUGCGGGGCAUUGAAGUGGCGGAGGAUGAGACGGCCAAGGUGGACGACCCUGAACUUUUAAUGGAGGUUCUCGAGGCGAGAGAGAGCAUCGAGGAGGCGGAGCGAGAAGAGGAUUUGGAGGAGAUGCGGCAAAGGAACGAAGAGCGGAUAGCUCAAAGUACAGAGAUUAUCGACAAGGCGUUUAAAGAGGAUGACCUAGAUGCAGCGAAGAGCGAGGCGGUAAAAUUGCGGUACUGGGUCAAUAUCAAAGAGAGCAUAGAGAAUUGGGAAAAAGGCGUACCGGUUGUGUUACAGCAUUAGCAAGGCGUAAACGGCUAGAGUAUGGUACUGUAAAAAAAAACACCUCAAUCCCCUCUUCCAUCCCCAUCCUUUACUACUUA